Molecule: messenger RNA, 1386 nt
Organism: Paramuricea clavata
Lineage: Eukaryota; Metazoa; Cnidaria; Anthozoa; Malacalcyonacea; Plexauridae
Source: the annotation of a GenBank genome assembly
GUUCCUCACUCUGAGGACAAGUUUCUUCACUCUGUAGACAAGGCUCUUCACUCUGAGGAGAAGGUUCCUCACACGGAGGACAAGGUUCUUCACUCUGACUACAAGUUACUUCACUCUGAGGACAAGGUUCUUCACUCUGAAGACAAGGUUCUUCACUCUGAAGACAAGGUUCCUCACACUGCGGACAAAGUUCGCCACUCUGAGGGCAAGGUUCCUCACACUGAGGACAAGGUUCCUCAACUUGACAACAAGGUCCUUCACUCGGAGGAAAACGUUCUUCACUCUGAUGAAAAAGGUUCCUCACACUGAGGACAAGGUUCCUAACUUUGAGGACAAGGUUCUUCAUUCUGAGGAUAAGGUUCUUCACCCUGAGACAAGGUUCUUCACACUGAGGACAAGGUUCCUCACUUUGAGGACAAGGUUCUUCAUUCUGAGGAUAACGUUGUUCUCUCUGAGGACAAGGUUCUUCACGCUGAGGACAAAGUUCUACACUCCGAGGACAAGGUUCUUCACUCUGAGGACAAAGUUCUUCACUCUGAGGAAAAGGUUCUUCACUCUGACUACAAGGUACUUCAUUCUGAGGACAAGGUUCUUCACUCUGGAGACAAGGUUCCUCACACUACGGACAAGGUUCUCCACUCUGAGGACAAGGUUCCUCACACUGAGGACAAGGUUCCUCAAUUUGAGGACAAGGUUCUUCACUCUGAUGGCAAGAUUCUUGACUCUGAGGACAAGUUUCUUCACUCUGAGGACAAGUUUCUUCACUCUGCGGACAAGGUUCCUCACACUGAGGACAAGGUUCUUCGCUCUGAGGACAAGGUUCCUCACUCUAAGGACAAGGCUCCUCACUCGGAGGAGAAGGUUCCUCAAUCUGAGGACAAGGCUCUUCACUCUGAGGAAAAGGUUCUUCACCCUAACUACAAGGUACUUCAUUCUAAGGACAAGGUUGUUCACUCUGAGGACAAGGUUCUUCACUCUGAGGACAAGGUUCCUCACACUGAGGACAAGGUUCCUCUCUUUGAGGGCAAGGUUCUUCAUUCUGAGGACAAAGUUCUACACUCCGAGGACAAGGUUCUUCACUCUGAGGACAAAGUUCUUCACUCUGAGGAAAAGGUUCUUCACUCUGACUACAAGGUACUUCAUUCUGAGGACAAGGUUCUUCACUCUGAAGACAAGGUUCCUUACACUACGGACAAGGUUCUCCACUCUGAGGACAAGGUUCCUCACACUGAGGACAAGGUUCCUCAAUUUGAGGACAAGUUUCUUCACUCUGAUGGCAAGAUUCUUGACUCUGAGGACAAGUUUCUUCACUCUGAGGACAAGUUUCUUCACUCUGCGGACAAGGUUCCUCACACUGAGGACAAGGUUCUUCGCUCUGAGGACAAG